Molecule: messenger RNA, 351 nt
Organism: Linum tenue
Lineage: Eukaryota; Viridiplantae; Streptophyta; Magnoliopsida; Malpighiales; Linaceae
Source: the annotation of a GenBank genome assembly
AUGGCGGUGGUGGAGCAAAAAAUGAGCUGCCACGUUCUUACCCUCGUCCCCAUUUUCCUCAUCCUCGUCUAUGCCCUAUUCGUCGUCUCCCCCUUCAUCGACAGGAAACUCUCCGUCACUAAAUCAUCCACCGCCGCCCCGACUGCAGCGCCGCCGUCGGCGGCGGCUGGGGUGACGGUUUUGUACAGUAGACGUAAUGCUAGUGGAGUGAAGAGGAUCGAGGAGGAGCUGGCUAGAGCUCGGGCGGCGAUCAGGGAAGCGAUUCGGAGCCGGAGAUAUAGGUCGUACAAGGAAGAAGGGUUCGUCCCCCGUGGGGCUGUAUAUAGAAACCCUAUCGCCUUCCAACAGUAA